Lacerta agilis (Sand lizard) is the source of this 3862-nucleotide messenger RNA. RefSeq names its product DEAH-box helicase 38 (gene DHX38). Gene Ontology annotation, molecular function: RNA binding; ATP binding. NCBI's taxonomy places the organism in Eukaryota, Metazoa, Chordata, Lepidosauria, Squamata, Lacertidae. Gene Ontology annotation, cellular component: spliceosomal complex; intracellular anatomical structure. Bases 12 to 3740 code for a protein of 1242 amino acids. Gene Ontology annotation, biological process: mRNA splicing, via spliceosome. The record is from RefSeq and is a predicted model, not a curated record. The transcript has 26 exons.
AGAACCCGGCAAUGGGGGACACUCCGGCGGAAGAUGCGUCGCUGCACCGGCUGGAAGGCCUGGCGCCGGAGACGCAGGUCGGCGGCCUCCUGAUAAAGAAGAAAAGCGCCGCCGAGGAGCAGCACGUCUUCAAGAUCCCGGCGCCCCGCACCUCCCUGCUGGGUCUGGACCUCCUGGCCGCCCAGAAGCGCCGCGAACGGGAGGAGAAGGACAACGGCGCAGAGGACCGGAAGAGGUCCCGGGUCUCCUCCUAUAAGGACUGGGCUGAGGGCAAGGACGAGGGUGCUGCCGGCGAGGAAGAGGACGGCGACCCAGCCGGCCGCAGCAGCCGCAAGGACAGGCAUUAUCGCUCAGCCCGUGUGGAGACACCAUCUCACACUGGAGGAGUCAGUGAGGAGUUUUGGGAGCGCAGCCGGCAGCGGGAAAGGGAACGUCGUGAGCAUGGGGUUUAUGCCUCCUCCAAGGAGGAAAAAGAGCGCAAGAGGGACCAUGGCCGGGAGCGGGAACAUGAUCGCAAACGGGACCGAGAUGAGCGGGACCGAAGUCGACGCAGCAGCAGCAGCCGCUCAGAGAGAGACGCCUCCUCAGAGAGGAGCAGCAGUAGUCGGAAGAAUGAACCAGAGAGUCCUCGCCACCGACCCAAAGAUGCAGCUACACCUUCCCGCUCCAGCUGGGAGGAAGAGGACAGUGGCUACAACAGUGCACGCCGCUCCCAGUGGGAGUCUCCCUCCCCCACGCCCUCCUACAGGGACUCGGAGAGAAGUCACCGGGGAUCUGCCUCCCGAGAUAGCGAACGGCGUGAUCGUGACCGGUCUGUCAGGAGCAAGUACCCAGAGGACACCCCGUUGCCAACACCUUCAUACAAAUACAACGACUGGGCUGACCAUCAAAGACACUCUGGUGCAACACCUUGGCUCUCCAGAGGCCGAGGAAGGCGUGAAGAUGGUGAGGAUGGCAUUGCUUUUGAAACUGAGGAGGAGCGACAGCAGUGGGAAGAUGACCAGCGGCAAGCUGACAGGGACUGGUACAUGAUGGAUGAGGGCUACGACGAGUUCCACAAUCCCCUGGCUUCUUCAUCAGAGGAGUACGUGAAGAAGCGGGAACAGCACCUACAGAAGCAAAAGCAGAAGCGCAUCUCAGCUCAGCGUAGGCAGAUAAAUGAGGAUAAUGAGCGCUGGGAGACCAACCGCAUGCUGACGAGCGGUGUGGUGCACCGACUGGAGGUGGACGAGGACUUUGAGGAGGAUAACGCUGCAAAGGUUCAUCUUCUGGUUCACAACCUGGUGCCUCCCUUCCUGGAUGGGCGCAUUGUCUUCACGAAGCAGCCUGAGCCCGUCAUCCCCGUCAAGGAUGCUACUUCCGACCUGGCGAUCAUCGCCCGCAAAGGCAGCCAGUUGGUGCGCAAGCACCGCGAACAGAAGGAGCGCAAAAAGGCCCAACACAAGCAUUGGGAGUUGGCAGGCACCAAACUGGGGAACAUCAUGGGCAUCAAGAAGGAGGAAGAGGAAGAGGGUUCUAACCAAAAAUUGGCAGAGGAUGGCACUGUGGAUUACAGGACAGAACAGAAAUUUGCUGAUCACAUGAAGGAGAAGAGUGAAGCGAGCAGUGAGUUUGCCAAGAAGAAGUCGAUUGUGGAGCAGAGGCAGUAUCUGCCCAUCUUUGCUGUGCAGCAGGAACUGCUGACAGUCAUUAGGGACAACAGCAUUGUGAUUGUGGUGGGGGAGACAGGCAGCGGGAAAACCACGCAAUUGACACAGUACCUGCAUGAAGACAGCUAUACAGACUAUGGCUUGAUUGGCUGCACGCAGCCCCGCCGGGUGGCAGCGAUGUCAGUGGCUAAGCGUGUCAGUGAGGAGAUGAGUGUGAGCCUUGGUGAGGAGGUGGGCUAUGCCAUCCGCUUUGAGGAUUGCACUUCAGAGAACACUGUGAUCAAGUACAUGACGGAUGGGAUCCUGCUGCGUGAGUCUUUGCGCGAAGCCGACCUCGACCAUUAUAGUGCUAUUAUUAUGGAUGAAGCGCAUGAACGCUCUCUCAACACAGAUGUGCUCUUUGGCCUCCUGCGUGAGGUUGUGGCCCGACGCUCAGACCUGAAGCUGAUUGUUACUUCAGCCACCAUGGAUGCAGAGAAGUUUGCUGCUUUCUUUGGGAAUGUGCCCAUUUUCCACAUUCCAGGUCGCACAUUUCCUGUUGAUGUCCUCUUUAGUAAGACCCCGCAAGAAGACUAUGUGGAAGCAGCCGUGAAACAGGCCUUGCAAGUCCACCUCUCAAGUGCCCCAGGGGAUAUUCUGAUCUUCAUGCCAGGCCAGGAGGACAUUGAGGUCACGUCGGAACAGAUUGUGGAGCACCUGGAGGAGCUGGAGAAUGCACCUGCCCUGGCUGUCCUGCCCAUCUACUCCCAACUGCCAUCUGAUCUGCAGGCCAAGAUUUUCCAGAAGGCACCUGAUGGCGUUCGGAAGUGCAUUGUGGCCACCAACAUUGCAGAGACCUCGCUGACGGUGGACGGGAUCAUGUUUGUGAUUGACUCUGGCUACUGCAAGCUGAAGGUCUUCAACCCACGAAUUGGCAUGGAUGCAUUGCAGAUCUACCCAAUCAGCCAGGCCAAUGCAAACCAGCGCUCGGGCCGAGCUGGAAGGACGGGCCCAGGUCAGUGUUUCAGGCUGUACACCCAAAGUGCAUACAAGAAUGAACUGCUGACAACCACAGUCCCAGAGAUUCAGCGCACCAACUUGGCCAAUGUAGUGCUGCUCCUCAAGUCCUUGGGUGUGCAGGACCUGCUGCAGUUCCACUUCAUGGACCCCCCUCCUGAAGACAAUAUGCUAAACUCCAUGUACCAGUUGUGGAUCCUUGGGGCACUAGACAACACAGGUGGGUUGACAUCCACGGGGCGCCUGAUGGUCGAGUUCCCCCUUGAUCCGGCUCUCUCCAAGAUGCUGAUCGUUUCCUGUGACAUGGGCUGCAGCUCGGAGAUCCUGCUGAUUGUCUCCAUGCUCUCUGUUCCAGCCAUUUUCUACCGGCCCAAGGGCCGGGAGGAAGAGAGUGACCAGGUGCGGGAGAAGUUUGCUGUUCCUGAGAGUGAUCACUUGACUUACCUGAACGUUUACCUGCAAUGGAAGAACAACAGCUACUCCACACUUUGGUGCAACGAGCACUUUAUCCAUGCCAAGGCCAUGCGCAAGGUGCGAGAGGUGCGAGCACAGCUGAAGGACAUUAUGGUGCAGCAGCGCAUGAGCCUGGCAUCCUGUGGCACUGACUGGGAUAUUGUUCGCAAGUGCAUCUGUGCUGCCUACUUUCACCAGGCUGCCAAACUGAAGGGGAUUGGAGAGUAUGUCAAUGUCCGCACUGGGAUGCCCUGCCACCUGCACCCAACCAGCUCGCUCUUUGGCAUGGGCUACACACCUGAUUACAUCGUCUACCAUGAGCUUGUGAUGACCACUAAGGAGUACAUGCAGUGUGUCACAGCAGUGGAUGGUGAAUGGCUGGCUGAAUUGGGACCCAUGUUCUACAGCAUCAAACAUGCUGGCAAGUCUCGCCAGGAGAGCCGCCGAAGGGCCAAAGAGGAAGCUUCAGCCAUGGAGGAGGAGAUGGCUCUGGCCGAAGAGCAGCUGCGUGCACGCCGAGAGGAGCAAGAGCGCCGCAACCCAGUGGGCAGCGUCAGGUCCACCAAGAUCUACACGCCGGGACGCAAGGAGCAAGGCCAGCCUGCCACCCCACGCCACACACCAGCUCGCUUUGGUCUGUAACCCCUGCCCACCCAGCUCUGUACAGAAGACCCUGCUGUGCUUAGUUGGGCAGAGCCCACCUUGGAUGGACAUGGAAAAAAUAAUUUUAUUGUUUAUAUAAAUGUUGCUGCUUCCUGACCUGA